UGGCAAAUCAUCCCUCCUGGCUCAUCCUCUUCCUGCCGGGCAGGGAGUUGUCUUUUAACGACUUCCAGAGGAUUCGUGCCUCUAGCACCUCGCGCCAUAUCACCGUGCUGCAGAUGUCCGCGAUUCGAAAUUUUACCACGAUCUGGCGACCCCGGGACCACUGUGCCGCGAUCUGACCAACUCGCACCGCGUUCCUCACUUGGCCCUCGUGCCUCCCGAUAGAUAAUUCUAGCCUGCGAAUAUGGCGACGUCGACAGAUGGACCCGAACCGAGGGUGCUUGGGGUGGCCAGGCGAACCUUCGGCAUGGCCUUGCUACUGCUCGUGGUGGUGCUGUGGACAGCGUCAAAUUUCCUGGGAAGCACCAUUUUCGCCGAUAAAACCUAUCCCAAGCCCUUCUUCGUGACCUACGUCAAUACUUCGCUUUUUACUCUCCCGCUCUUCAGUACGCUUAUCACUCGGACAUGGGGAUUAUGGCGUAGUAAGAAGUUGUCUCAGAUCCACUCAUUCCGGAGCUGGUUGCGACACCUGGACUCGGAGGAUCCCAAGUAUGAAGAGCAGAGUAUGUUGCGCUCUGAGUCGUUUGACGAUGAUACUGGGCGCGAUCACGAAAUCCACAGAUCGCAGUAUUCGCGGUCGAAAUGGGAUGAUGAAAAUGCAAGGUUGGGGCUGCGAGCGACGGCUAAGCUAAGCUUGGAGUUUUGCCUCUUAUGGUUUGUUGCAAACUAUUUCGCCAUGGCAUGUCUCCAAUUCACGACGGUUGGAAGCACUACGAUUCUGACUUCUACCAGUGGCGUUUGGACACUCGUCUUUGGCGCGAUGAUCGGAGUGGAGAGAUUCACUCUGCGCAAAUUCCUUGGAGUUGUCGCUUCGCUGAUAGGAAUCAUCCUCAUCUCACGCGUUGAUCUGUCGAAACCAGACGCAGGCGAUGCCACGUCCGCCGAUAACGGGGGAAGCUCUUUCCCCCACAAAACUCCAACCGAGAUCGCCAUCGGUGAUGCCAUGGCUGCAUUCAGCUCAGUUUUGUACGGUGUGUACACGAUUGUGAUGAAGAAACAAGUCGGGGACGAGUCACGAGUGAACAUGCCACUGUUCUUUGGAUUGGUUGGCUUCUUCAACCUUGUUCUCUUGUGGCCGGGAUUUUUCAUUCUGCACUGGACUGGGGUGGAAACAUUUGCACUACCAGAUACGCAACGGGUGUGGACUAUUAUUCUGGUCAACUCGCUCUCGUCGUUCAUUUCUGACAUUGCAUGGGCUUAUGCAAUGCUCCUCACUACACCCCUCGUAGUAACCGUCGGUCUCAGCCUGACCAUCCCACUGUCCUUGGUUGGACAGAUGUUCCUGCAAUCCCAGUACGCAUCUCCAGUAUACUGGCUAGGUGCUGCGAUAGUCUUCUUGUCAUUCAUGGUCGUCAACCACGAAAGCAAACCCCAAGAAGAAGCCGGUAUUUCCGGAGAAACGAGUAGACCAUCGUCGGGGGAGUAUGAUACCAUUCCCCGUGAAGAAGAAAUGCGAUAGAUUCUGCGAGGCAGAUUUGUCAUAACGAGGAGUUUCCUUUUCUUGCGCACAAUUCUCGGUUUCUCAAGAUGGCGUUGUUUGAUAUCAUUGUUUGCAUUUCGGUUUUGUUCAAUUGUGCCUUGCAUGACUCGUAGUCUCUUUCCUAUCCUGACGCAAGCGAUAAUGAUUGUCGACGCGUGCAUAUUAAAUGUACCUUUCUAUCUAGAAUGUUAGAAUAUCCAACAAUACAUCGCAAGCUCCGCCUUGAUACUUAUCACCAUGGGGUUGGGUGUCGUUGAGCACA
Messenger RNA from Penicillium brasilianum, 1799 nucleotides. The record is from the annotation of a GenBank genome assembly. NCBI's taxonomy places the organism in Eukaryota, Fungi, Ascomycota, Eurotiomycetes, Eurotiales, Aspergillaceae.